Microdochium trichocladiopsis is the source of this 846-nucleotide messenger RNA. RefSeq names its product ClpP/crotonase-like domain-containing protein. NCBI's taxonomy places the organism in Eukaryota, Fungi, Ascomycota, Sordariomycetes, Xylariales, Microdochiaceae. Bases 1 to 846 code for a protein of 281 amino acids. Gene Ontology annotation, biological process: fatty acid beta-oxidation. The transcript is spliced from 2 exons. Gene Ontology annotation, cellular component: peroxisomal matrix. The record is from RefSeq and is a predicted model, not a curated record.
AUGGCCGACGUGAUCCAAGUCGCGUACUCUGGCCGCAUCGCCACCAUCACCAUUAGCAAUGAGAAGAAGCUCAACGCCCUCAACAGCGAUGGCUACUACGCCCUCGCAAAAGCCAUGAAAGAAAUCGCCGAGCGCGACGACAUCUAUAUCACCGUCCUCACCGGCAAGGGCCGCUACUUCUCCGCCGGCAAGGACCUCACUGACAGCAAACCCAAACCCAAAAACAGCGGCGCCGACGUCGGCUCCUUUGGCGGUUCCAAUGCUCCCCCGCCCAACGCAGAAGUCUACCGGACCUACCUCUCCGGCUUCGUCUCCAACAACCUCAACAUUGCGCGCGCCUUUUACACGCACCCCAAGAUCCUCGUCGUCGCCCUCAACGGCCCUGCCGUCGGCCUCUCCGCCGCCCUGACGGGCUUCGCCGACUUUGUCUACGCCGUGCCGAGCACCUUUCUCCUCACCCCGUUCACCUCGCUCGGCCUGGUCGCCGAGGGCGGCGCCUCGCACGCCUUUGUCCAGCGCCUGGGCAUCGCCAAGGCCAACGAGGCCCUCAUCAUGAGCAAGCGGAUCCCCUGCGACGAGCUCGUCGCCGUCGGCUACGUCAACAAGGUGUUCCCGCCCGAAAACUUCCUGCGGGAUGUGUACAGCGAGAUCGACGACCGGCUGGGCAGCCACCUUAUCGGCUCAAGCCUCACGGGUAUCAAGGCCCUCAUCCGCGCGCCCGAGCGCGACAUCCUAGACAAGCAGAACGUGCAGGAGGUCUUUGCGGGCUUGGACCGCUUCGUCAAGGGCAUCCCGCAAAAGGAGUUUGCGGCCAUUGCGUCGGGCAAGAAGAGGCACAAGCUGUAG